AUGCCGUCCAUGCCGCCUGUUUCUAUCACCAUUGACCGCGGUGGCACCUUCUGCGAUGUAUGGGCGCACACGGCCGACGGCAAAGAGAUCGUCUUCAAGCUCUUGUCCGUCGACCCUGCGUCUUAUCCAGACGCACCAACCGAAGGCAUCAGACGGGUGCUGGAGCAGCUCUCUGGACAGCCGAUACCCAAGGGCCAACCCAUCGACGGUAGUCUGAUCGAAUCAGUGAGAAUUGGAACCACCGUGGCCACAAAUGCCCUGCUGGAACGCAAGGGAGAGCGCUUCGCCCUGCUGACCACCGAGGGCUUUCGGGACAUCUGUCGCAUCGGGGACCAGACCAGACCGGAUCUGUUUGACCUCAACAUCCGCAAGCCGGGCGUGCUCUACUCCAAGGUCAUUGAGAUUGCCGAACGCGUGACUGUCGAAGACUACGUUCUCAACCCCCAUCCCGCCGAGAUUGACUUGUCCGACCCCGACCUCGUCAAGACGUCGAGCGGAGAGGUCAUCCGGAUACUGAAGAGACUCGAUAGCUCUGCCGUCAGGGAACAGCUUCGCCACCUCUACGAUGAAGGCUUCCGCUCCUUGGCCAUCGGCUUCAUACACUCCUAUCUCUUCCCUGAUCACGAACAGGCAGUUGCUCGGAUUGCGCGCGAGAUCGGCUUCGAGCACGUCUCGCUAUCCUCGGAGCUGAGUCCCAACAUCAAGAUCCUGCACCGCACCACCUCUGCAUGUGCGGAUGCGUACCUCUCCCCAACGGUCAAGAAGUAUGUGGACGGCUUCAUUUCUGGUUUUUCCAUUCUUCCAAAGAGGGUCGACUUUAUGCAGUCAGACGGCGGUCUCAGCGCGGCCUCGAAGUUCACCGGACUGAAGGCCAUCUUGAGUGGGCCCGCCGGCGGAGUCGUCGCGAUUGCCCGAACAUGCUACGAUCCGUCUGAGGGUACUCCCGUCGUCGGAUUCGACAUGGGAGGAACAAGUACAGACAUCAGCCGCUUCGACAAGAUGUUCGAGCACGUUUUCAACACCACCAUCAGCGGCACUACCAUAACGACGCCCAUGCUGGAUGUGAAGACGGUCGCGGCUGGCGGCGGAUCCAUCCUGAGCUGGAAAAACGGUCUUUUUGUUGUCGGCCCAGAGAGCGCCGGUGCUCACCCGGGCCCAGCGUCGUACCGGAAAGGCGGCCCCCUCACCAUCACAGAUGCCAAUCUGUUUCUGGGCAGGCUCGUGCCGGAGAAGUUCCCUUCUUAUUUCGGCCCGCACGCAAACGAGCCUCUUGACGUCGACGUCGUGAAGCAAAAGUUCCACGAACUGACUGCCGAGAUCAACGCUAAUCUGGAGAACAAGCUGACUCCCGAGGACGUGGCUUCCGGCUUCCUCGCCAUGGCCAACGAGACCAUGAGCCGUCCGAUCCGCAACAUCACCGAGGCCAGGGGGUUUGCCAUCAGCAAGCACAACCUGGCCAGCUUCGGGGGCGCCGGUGGCCAGCAUGCCUGCGCCAUCGCCCGGAUUCUGGGCAUGCCGAGGAUUAUCAUCCACAAGUACUCGUCCAUCCUCUCCGCGUACGGAAUUGGUUUGGCCGACAUCGUGUCUGAGACGGCGGUCCCCGCGGCGUACGCCUUCUCGGAAGAGGUAUUGGGCACGGUGCUUGCGAGUUUUGAAGAGCUGAAAGCCCAGACUACGGCGGAACUGAUCGCUCAAGGAGUGCAAAGUGAGCUAGUGGAUCAUGAAUGCUACCUGAGCAUGCGGUAUGAAGGGUCGGACACGAACUUGUCCAUUCUGCAACCGCAGGACAAUGACUUCGGCACGGCAUUUGUCGAAGCCCAUCGGCGUGAGUUUGCUUUCGAGAUGGCCAAGCGUCCCAUCGUCGUCGACGCCAUCAGGGUCCGAGGGGUCGGAAAGAGCAGAGAAGAAGCUGUGUCGCGCCCAUCCAUUUUCCAGGAGCUACAAAACAUUGGUGACGGUGUUUUUCCGGAGACGACAGCUACCAAACACGUCUUCAUCGACGGCAGCUGGCAGGACGUGCCGGUGUACGAGCUGGCCAGCCUGUCACCAAAGUCAACCUUCACCGGCCCCGCGCUUGUCAUCGACAACACGCAAACAAUCUUGGUGGAAACAGGCUGCAGGGUUUCGGUCCUCGACUCGCACCUCGUCAUCGAUCUGGCCAGCAAAGAGACGGCUGGCCUGGAUGCGGACUCUGCUAUAAACCCGGUCGAGCUCUCCACCUUCGCCAGCAGAUUCAUGUCCAUUGCAGAGCAGAUGGGCAACACGCUGCAGCGUACAUCCAUCAGUACCUCGAUCAAAGAGAGGCUCGACUUCUCCUGUGCCCUGUUCACCCCCGACGGCAAGCUCGUCGCCAACGCUCCCCACAUCCCAAUUCACCUGGGCUCCAUGCAAUUCGCCAUCCAACAUCAACACUCCCUCUGGGCCGGCAAGCUCCAACCCGGCGACGUCUUACUCACCAACCACCCCGACUGCGGCGGCACGCACCUGCCCGACCUCACCGUCGUCACCCCCGUCUUCGCCUCGGGCGAACUCAUCUUCUACGUCGCCUCCCGCGGGCACCACACCGACAUCGGCGGCAUCGGCAUCACAAGCAUGGUCCCCGACUCCAAGUUCCUCUGGCAGGAAGGACUCGCCGUGAAAUCCCUCCGCAUCGUGCACCGCGGCGUCUUCGACGAGCAAACAGUCCGCAAAGCCUUCCUCGACGUCGUCUCCUACGGGCCGGGCUGCAGCGUCACCCGCCGCCUCGACGACAACAUCUCGGACCUCAAAGCCCAAAUCGCCGCCAACCAGCGCGGCAUCACCCUCCUGCACUCCAUGUGCGCCGAGGCCGGCAUCCCGCGCGUCCAAAAAUACAUGUACGCCAUCCAACGCACCGCCGAGCACGCCGUGCGCGCCCUCCUCCGCCGCAUCGCCGCCAAACACCAACCCGCCUCCUCCCCGCCCUCCGCCCCCGUCCUCCUCACCGCCACCGACUUCUACGACGACGGCACCCCCCUCACCCUCCACCUCACCAUCCACCCCGCCACCGGCUCCGCAACCUUCGACUUCACCGCCCCCACAACGGGCUCCCAAACCCUCGGCAACAUGAACUGCCCCCCCAGCAUCACCCACUCCGCCAUCAUCUACACCCUCCGCACGCUCCUCACCCCCACCACCACCACCUCCUCGUCCCCCACCACCUCCUCAUCCUCCUCUCUAUCCAUCCCCCUCAACCAAGGCGCCCUCGCCCCCAUCACCAUCCGCCUCCGCCCCGGCUCCAUCCUCUCCCCCACCUCCCCCCUCGCCAUCUGCGGCUCCACCAUCUCCUCCCAACGCGUCGUCGACGUCAUCCUGCGCGCACUCGGCAUCUGCGCCGCCAGCCAAGGCUGCGCCAACAGCUUCGGCUGGGGCGCCGGCGGGUUGGAUCCAGUAACUGGGACCGUCGCGCCGGGGUGGAACUACGGCGAGGCGUUGGGGGGAGGGAGCGGGGCGGGGGAAGGGUGGGCGGGGGCGGACGCGGUGCAGGUGCAUUCGACGAACACGCAGACGACGGACGUGGAGGUGGUGGAGAGGCGGACGCCGGUGGUGGUGAGGAGGUGGGGGGUGAGGGUGGGGAGUGCGGGGAGGGGGAGGUGGAGGGGCGGCGAGGGCGUGGUGAGGGAGGUGGAGGCGAGGGUGGGGGGGUUGAGGUUUAGCAUUCUGAGUGAGAGGAGGGUGUACAGUCCGUAUGGGAUGGGGGGUGGGGGGGAUGGAGGGGUGGGCAGGAAUUAUUGGGUGAGGAGGGGGCAGGACGGCGGCGAGGAGUGGGUUUCGUUGGGGGGGAAGGCCGUGGUCGAUGUCGCGGCUGGGGAGCGCGUUGUCGUUUGUACGCCUGGUGGCGGGGGAUGGGGUACACCGCUUGAGGGUGCAGCGGAUCCUGGCGAUGUGCGGCCUCUCCCGACGCAGUGA
Molecule: messenger RNA, 3927 nt
Organism: Diplodia corticola
Lineage: Eukaryota; Fungi; Ascomycota; Dothideomycetes; Botryosphaeriales; Botryosphaeriaceae
Product: 5-oxoprolinase (atp-hydrolyzing)
Exons: 8
Coding region: 1-3927 (1308 amino acids)
Biological process (GO): glutathione metabolic process
Cellular component (GO): cytosol
Molecular function (GO): 5-oxoprolinase (ATP-hydrolyzing) activity
Source: RefSeq, a predicted model, not a curated record